Molecule: messenger RNA, 2069 nt
Organism: Oryza sativa Japonica Group (Japanese rice)
Lineage: Eukaryota; Viridiplantae; Streptophyta; Magnoliopsida; Poales; Poaceae
Biological process (GO): tRNA methylation
Molecular function (GO): tRNA (guanine) methyltransferase activity
Source: RefSeq, a predicted model, not a curated record
ACGUCGCCCGUUUCUCCUCUCUCGCCGUCUCGCGCAAUCGCGCUCGCUCGCACGUGCCGCCUCACCUCCUCCCUCCCACGCACCGCCUCACCCUUCUCCUCUCCUCGCAUGCGCCGCCGCCGCCGCCGCAGCUCCACGCUCUUCUAGCCAUCUUCGCCGCGCCGGAAGAUCCAGCCACCCGGACAAGAGUGGUGCUGGCCGUCGCUUCCCCCUUCUCCCCUUUCAUCUCCACGCGCCCACCGCUUCCCGCUCCUUCACGCUCUCCACUCCGCUCGGUGCCCGAUCUGGUUCGAGGACGGGCGGAGCUAAUGGUCUAGGCCUCCCCACCGGUGGAUUUGGUUGCCCUCGCUCCGGGCUCUGGCGCCGGGGAUGGUGCUCGUGCUCCCUCGACUUCUCCGUGCACCCUUUACCUUAUCCUCUGCACGAUGCGGUGGCGGCGGGAGGGCGGAGAGAAGCAGCUGUGCCGCAUUAGCUCUUCGCUGGUUUCAGAAACUCAACUUGUUCCAGGUAUAGUUCCAGGUGUUCCGUGCUCGUCAGGACUGAAAGAGAUUACAUAUCUUAUUUGGUGAUUCGCAGGUAUGAUAAUCUUUCUCCCACUUUUGUUUUCCUGUCAUGACAUAGAAUUAGUGAAGAGCAAAAUAAUGCAUGGCGGAUAAAUGAUUGCAACUUGCAAGGCAGCAUGUUAAACAUGCACAGCUCUCUCUUGCCUUGGAAAUUCUUGGACUAGGAGAUGUGUUUACGGUGCAGUUGACACAUGCGUUCAGUUGUCAACACUCCUAAACCCUUCACCUUUCGUCUGGAUCAAAUGAAGGAUUGAAAAUAUGUGACUUUUCCUAUCUUAAUUCCAUCGGUUGGCUAGCUCCUUCUAGCCAACACAUUUUUUUUAAAAAAAAAAUUCUUGGACUGGCGUUCCCAGCCUUGAGUACACUGAAUCGCAUAGAAAGUACUCAUCUCAUAUUUUCAUGUCAUGUAGCAUCAAAUCCUCUCUAUGACUUUAUGGAUCUAUGGUUUUUGUUUAGGCUUCCUGUUGGUACUUAAUUAGAGUUGUUUCUUUCAUAUUUUACUUCAGAUUCAGUCAGGAUUGGAAGAGAUCUUAUGUGAUAAUUAACAGAAGUUCUGUAGUGCAGGACAUUCCUGCCGCUGGUCGUGUCUUGGACAGCCAGAGCUCUUGAAUUCUCAGCCUUAAGUACAUUGGAUCACAUACAGGGUACUCACCUCAUGUCAUGUAUCAUCAAUCCUCUUUAUGGACCUGGAGUCACAGGUGCACCUCAUCAGCUUAAGCUCUCAAGGUCUGGCUUCUUGGAGUCUAUAUGGGCCUCGUGCCAUUCUCUCUUUGCACUGAGGCCUGCUGAGUGCCUGGAUGCUUAUAACAUACUCUCUCUCUCUCUCUACUUGUCAACACUGAAAUAUGUUUUCUCAGGACCUCACGAGCCCCAAGACUAUGAUCUUAGGAAUUCCAAUGAAUUUUGGGAUGAAAUUCGCAGGGGACUGGUUGACAAGGAUUCUUUAGUGAGGAAGCAGGCUUUGUACAUCUUGAGAAUAUCACUAGACAUCUUUCCCUCAUCUAAGAAUGAUGCCGCUCAGCAAUGCUCCAGGAAGAGGUCCGCCGCUCUGCCUGUUCAAGACAAACCAAAUACUGCAAUGACAAAAAGAGAGAGGUGGGCUCAGAAAGAGGCCAGAUCCCUUGGCAUCGGAGAAACGAGCCAAUCAGAUGAAAACUGCUCAAGUCGUAAAGACCGGUCGAAAGUUUUCCUGUUACUCUAUGAGAUGCUUCAGGAGUAUGGAACACAUUUAGUUGAGGCGGCCUAGACGCACCAGGCAGCCAUUCAUGCUAUUGUGCUUCUUUUGUGGAUUGGAAUAGGAUAAGAAGCUUGCACAUGGACUUAUAGUGGGUCUGUACUGUCUGAAUGGGUUCUUAUUACAAUUAUUUUUCCCCCUCUUUGUGCCUUAUGUAUAUUGGUGCUCUAUGAAAUAAUGUACCAUGUAACCGAUAAAUCAUCAUUGACAUAUCAAAGUGCACCUAUGUAUGCGCUAUAUUUCUCUAAUAUUUCACGUAAUAUUUAUUGUUC